Oppia nitens is the source of this 1014-nucleotide messenger RNA. RefSeq lists its product as uncharacterized. Gene Ontology annotation, molecular function: ATP binding; protein kinase activity. Gene Ontology annotation, biological process: protein phosphorylation. NCBI's taxonomy places the organism in Eukaryota, Metazoa, Arthropoda, Arachnida, Sarcoptiformes, Oppiidae. The record is from RefSeq and is a predicted model, not a curated record. The transcript has 3 exons. The coding region runs from base 1 to 1014 and encodes 337 amino acids.
AUGAAUAAAUAUACUAGCAAUUUUGAAGAACUAACUGAGCUUGGACGGGGAUCAUUUGGCCUGGUUCAUAAAACUAAAUGCAAACUAGAUAACAAAUUUUAUGCCAUCAAGAUAGUUUAUUUAGACGUUGAUGAUAGUGAACGAAAAAAAUCGGGUAUCGAUAAUGAGGUGAAAAAUUUGAAAAAAUUAAACUCAAACUAUAUUAUCCGAUACUAUGAUUCAUGGUAUGAUGGAAACCAUAGCACCUGUUAUAUACAGAUGCAAUUAGGGUUAUAUAGUCUACAUGAUGUUAUUGAUAGGCGAAAAGCUAUUAUCAUUGCCAAUACAUCAAGUGGACAGUCAUCAUCAGCAUCGGCAUCGGCAUCACUAUCACUGGUCAUGAACUAUAUAUCUGUUCGGGCAUUCAAAGAGAUUGUCAUUGGUGUCAACUAUUUGCAUACUAGACGGCCGCCUAUACUGCACAGGGAUCUUAAACCGAAAAACAUACUAAUCGUUGAUGACUACCCUAAUAGUGGACGACGACUUGUACUCAAACUGUGUGACUUUGAUUUGGCAACCGAUCACAAGUCCUCACUGAGCGGCCAUACAUCGCAAGUGGGUACCGAUGAUUAUCGGGCACCCGAAGUAAUCGGCAUCGACAAGGGUGGACUUGGUGUACGUAUUGGUGGUGGUGGGGUAGACAGGAUUAUCUAUAAUACCAAGGCUGACAUCUAUAGUCUGGGAUUAGUCGGAAGCAAUCUGUUUGAUGUGAAUAUCUUUGGCAACGAAACUAUCGAUAAAUCUGAUCCCAUCUAUAAUAUAGUUAAUCAAUUGAUAGCUAUGAUUGAAAGAGUCAAAGAUAAGAGACCCAGUUGUCAGCAAAUAUUAUCAGAUGAAAGUAAAUGGCUUAUCAAUGGACAGUUGGUUCGCGAUAUAAAAAAUAUUGAUAAUAUUGUUUCAAUGUUAUUAGAUGAUAAUGAUCAGCAACAAGGACCUGGUUCAUUUUUUCAUCAAUAUCUACUUGAUCAAUUGUAA